AUGGCUACCGGGAAAAAUGAAAAAUCUUAUGAAAACUGCUGUCGUACUUGUAUGAAUGAGGAUUCAACUAUGUUCGAUAUUUUCAUGAAUACAUUAAAUUCCACAAAUUUAGCGGAUAUUUUAAUGUCGUGUACAAGAUUAAAUGUGGAGAAAGAAGAUGCUUUGCCAAAAAAGAUGUGCAAAUUUUGUCAAAAAUGCCUUUUAAGUUUUUAUAAUUUUCGGGAAUUUGCUGAAAAAGUAGAUUCAAAAUUAAGAGAAAUAGUACUCAGUAAUGAUGAGUCAAAACUGUACAUAAAUAUUGAAAUGGAAAAAGACUUGAAAGUUGACAUCAAGGAUGAAAAUGAGUCUGAUGGAGAUUACUUUGUUAUGUUUGAACCUAAAAUUGAAAUGAAACAAGAAGACAUCUCAACAUUAGCUACAGAUGAAAAUAAAAAUUCUAAUAAGUGUAACAAUAAUAAAUCUAAAUGUAAAGAAAGAUCUGAGAAAAAGAAAUAUUGUUGCGAUUAUUGCAAUAAAUCAUUUGUAAAGCUAUCAAGAUUAGAAUACCAUCUACAAAGGCAUAAAGCUGAUAACUGUGCACAAAAUAAUAUAAAAAGUGAUAAACAAAUUUCACCUUUAACUAAUAAUGACAUGAAUACAAAUAGUGAAAUUAAUGAGCAAACAGCAGGUGAAGUUGUUCAAUGUAGUAUGUGCCCUUCAAAGUUUAAAUCUGUGAACUCUCUAUCGGCUCAUAUGAGAAAACAUACAGAAAAAGGCAGAGUAAUAGCUUGUAGUAAAUGUGGUAAGGUUUUUAAAAAAGUAAGCCAUUUGAAACGUCAUGAAAAAACUCAUGAGAAUAGUCGGAAAUAUAAAUGUUCUAUUUGUCCAAGAUCUUUUCAAAGUGAAGAAACUUUAAAGGGUCAUAUGAAUAGGCAUAAUGGGAUAAAACCUCAUUCAUGUCCAUUAUGUCCUAAAUCAUUUGCACAUUUAACAACAUUAACAGCUCAUAUUAAAGUUCAUCAAAGAGAUAAGUUUUUAUGUCCCACAUGUGGGAAAAAAUUUGAUUCUAGUACUAAUUUAGAUCAACAUAUGAGACGGCAUUUAGGGUUAAAGCAGUUUGAAUGUACAAUGUGUCCAAGGAAAUUUGUUAGUAAAGGUGAAUUAAAAUCACAUACAAUCACACAUACGGGGGAAAAAUCUUAUACUUGUGAUCAGUGCGGAGCGUCGUUUACAAAACGAACGUCGUUAGUGAAGCAUAAGUUACGACAUUUAGGAAUUAAACCAUAUCAAUGUGAAACCUGUUCUAUGAAAUUUUCAAGUAGGGAUCAUUUAAAACGUCAUAAUCGUAUUCACACUGGUGAGAAACCGUACAAAUGCGAUAUGUGUGAAAGGGCCUUUACACAAAGUAAUGAUCUUGUCAAACAUCGUAGAGCGCAUUUAGGUGACAAAAUUUAUAAAUGUACAGAAUGCACAGAAAGUUUUCGACUUCAUAUUGAAUUAAGACAACAUAUAUCUGAACAUUUUAUUUCAUCACAACUCCGAGCUAUGAACAUUCCAAACAAAGAAAAAGACGAAAAAAACUUAAAUGAUAUCAAAAUGACAGAUGACAUCGACGCACAGACUAAUAAUUCACAUAUAAUUGAAAAA
Molecule: messenger RNA, 1626 nt
Organism: Brenthis ino (lesser marbled fritillary)
Lineage: Eukaryota; Metazoa; Arthropoda; Insecta; Lepidoptera; Nymphalidae
Source: the annotation of a GenBank genome assembly